Molecule: messenger RNA, 1564 nt
Organism: Ectocarpus siliculosus
Lineage: Eukaryota; Phaeophyceae; Ectocarpales; Ectocarpaceae
Source: the annotation of a GenBank genome assembly
AUGUCCGUCAGGAAUCCGAUCUGGAGGUCUCGUCCCCAAUACUCAGGCAUGACCUCCGGGGUUGGUUCCGAGCGAAAGCAGUGCGGACAGCAGACCGCCGCCGCUGCCACGGAUCUAGAGGAAGGCCUGGGUGCCCGUAGCAGGACCAGCAGCGGCAGCAGUAGCAGCAGCACCUCGCGACGGAGGUGGCGAGGGGGAGUGAGAGUAGAGAGGGGAAGCCUCCAGCGCCGGCUCUCCAGCACCGCUCUUGGCCAGCAGGGGGGCUGGGCCGCCCGCGCGAAGGGCCUCCUGGGCGGCGUGGGGGCCUUGUUUUGUUCACCACGGGCCGACGGUGACGACAGCGGAGACAGCGACGAGGAACAGGCCAUUGAGGAAGCCUUCGAGCGAAAAAUCCAGGAGGCGAUAGCCGUCGGAGCGGCAGCGGAGGAGGCAGGAGGAGGCGUUUUGGGCGGCGCCGGUGCGAGCGGGAGAGACGGUGGCGGCGGCGUCGUUGACAUGACCGCUUCCGGGAGGGGGGGUGCGGUCGACGUGCCGCCGGGGAUCAGCUGGGUCGCGCUGGUGGCGGUGGCGGCGACUCAGCUGGCAUUUGUCGGUCUCUUCGUUUUGGUAGCUUCGGCGGCGAUGCGCGAGCAGGUAGUGUCGGCCUGUAUGGUGAGCCCCGCCGCCACCGCUUUGGGGGUGGCCGGCAUGGUGCCGCUGCUCGGGUACGGACUGCUGCUAGACAGGUGGACAGAGUGGGAGUGGGUGAGGAAGAUCGACGAGGCAACCUCCGAGGUCGCGCUUCAGCUGUUUGGCAGCAAGAGACAGCUGGGCAAGGUAACCGGGGUCGUGAUCCCCCUGUCGAUGCUCGUCGGGCUGUGCGAGGAGUGUGCGUUCCGAGGGUUCCUGCCCCUCAUACUCGCGGCCAAGACAGGGCUACCGAUGGCCGCCAUCGUAGGCCUCUCCGCGACAAUCUUCGGGUCCCUUCACGCUGCGACCGUUGCGUACUUCCUCACCGCCACCCUGAGCGGAAUGUUCUUCCAUGGCCUUUUUCUUUCUACGGGAAACAUCUUCGUGCCGAUCGUGGCCCACGCCGUGUACGACGCGAUCGCUCUCGUGCGUUACCACGUCAAGGUAACUGCGCCAAAACCGCAGUGAUGAGGUGGGCGCAUCGCGAGGACAGGGCAACGCAAACGUACAUUUUCUUCCUCUCUUUGGCGGUUGCACGCACCUAACGGUGUCGUCGUCCUGCUUUCCCUUGGUAGUAGAUGACGGCGGUUGUUUUCGCCGCCUUGUCGAUAGCAAUCGCUCUGGCCUCUACCCAGCACCGCCUCUUCCGUACUCUUGUUGAAAGGAAGGGCACGAUCUUCGUAGCCACAAGCUGACAAAAACAAGGAAAAACAAGCCAAGGGGCUUGCCCCGGAAAUCAGGAAGCCAGGGUUUCGAACGGGAGUGCGGGGCAGCAUUCGUUCCUCGCUUGUCAGUGUUGCCCGACGACGUGUCGCGGUCGGAGACGGAGCACAUUACCGUCCCCACGCCUUACGAGACAAGAGAGUGUUGUUUUCUUUUCGAUCCGACAAUGUGU